Molecule: messenger RNA, 2193 nt
Organism: Necator americanus (New World hookworm)
Lineage: Eukaryota; Metazoa; Nematoda; Chromadorea; Rhabditida; Ancylostomatidae
Exons: 18
Coding region: 1-2193 (730 amino acids)
Biological process (GO): cortical actin cytoskeleton organization; regulation of cell shape; cell migration
Cellular component (GO): cytosol
Molecular function (GO): actin filament binding
Source: RefSeq, a predicted model, not a curated record
AUGCUGGCAAAUAUGAACGGGCUAGCUGCACCGACACCGCCAGCCGUCGCUCAACCGACCGCGAGAACCGUGCCUUCGCUUACGCGCACGUCCGCGCCGCCUUCUUCGGAUAUGCUCGAGUGCAGCACGUCGCCAACAAACAUGUCCGGCUCGGACGUUUCCGGGCUGUCUUCCUCUGAACUGGCUGCGAUUCUCUUAGCAGGACAACAAACUUCCGUGAAACAGGAAUUCCCGGAGCCACACGUGAAAUCGGAGCUGCCACCUAUGGCGAAUCCUCUUUUCGGAAUGUCCGAUGCAGCUGCUUUGUUACAGUUUCUCCAGGCACAACAGGCUGUUGCCCAGUUCCAUGCCCAAGCGCAAGCAGCUGCUCAGCAACGAGCCGCCAUCCAGCAACAACAACAGUCAACACCACCGGAAAGGAAAAGAUCGUACCCGUGCACCUUUCAAUUCUGCGUGAUCUGCCAAAAGGACGUGCACUCCUCGAAGCUGCCGUGCCACAUCCGACAGUGCCAUGUCGCCAAACCGAUGUUCCAGUGUCCAGCCUGCGAUUUCACGUCGACGUAUUCGAAGAACAACGUGAAGAGUCACAUGGUCUCUCUGCACGGUUUAGCUGGGGACCCUAUCAGUUACAUGGAUAAAUAUGCGGCUCAAGUGGACGAGUUCAUGAAGAUGUGCUUCCCAAACGUUCGUGGUCGUGGACGUCCGAUGCAGGGCCGAUCGUCGCCGCGUUCACCCACCAGCCCACAGCAGUCUGCUGUUCGAAGAAGUAGCCAACAGAGUUCGGCACUUCGUCGUCCGUCGAUGGUGCAUCCACAGCACGAGAUGCUUGCUCUUCAACAACAGCAGGCCCUGCUGGCCGCCGCUCAGAGCAUGAAUCCGCUCUCGAUUUUCCCUCAAAUGGUCAACAACAACAAUAAAUUGACUUCUGCUGCAUUGGAUCCAAAGCUGACACAAUCUGAGUGUAAGGUCCCGAAGCUGGAGAGUGCGGAUUCGUUGGACAACGGAGUUUCCUCGUCCGGAUCAGCUGAAGACGUACGAAAUAAACUGAUGGGUGGGAGGACGUUGUCGAAUUUAGUGUUAUCCAUGCGACCACAGACGUCUCGGCCAGGAGAAUCCGUGCAACCCAGAUAUUUAAAAACAAUCCCUGCGUGUACUGUACUCGGCGAAGAACAAGUUAAAGAUACAGUAUUUGACACAGUACCGACAGCGUUAACUUGUGAGGUUGUCGAGUAUGUUCACGAACAAAUCGAAGAGGACAGUUCACUUCUCAGCGAGGAGCAACAUCAAAAGGUGACCGACCUUAUGAAGAAAGUCAACCUGAAAAAAUUCGAGAUCGAAUUCUCCAUACACAGUGUUGGCAGGCUGGACAUGACGGUUCUACCGCUGGAACGCGCUUCACUGGUGCUGGAAGCCGUUCCGUCAGCGGCUGAUGUGGAGCGGAUUCGGCGGUUCACAUAUGCCCAUCCAAACACUCAGUGGACAGAAGCCGAGCAGUUCGUGAUUGAUUUAGCUGGUAUCGAACGAGCGGAGGAAAAGCUUAUGGUCAUGGUGCACACGGCAUCGUUUGACAGCUCCAUAAGCAUCAUUAAUGAGCAGUUGGACGCCUACGCGAACGCUGCAAAACUCAUCCACGAGUCCGAGCAGUUGCGAUUAAUCCUUCAAGCAAUUCUUGCCCUACUGAACCAUCUCAACGGCUCUUCGAUGGCAGAGAAAGUGGUUGGAGGCUUCUGUACAAGUCAACUAACUGAGAUAUGCGCGGCACAAAUCACUGGCGGUGCCUCGGUGCUUCAGACGGUUGCUGCCUUCAUUCAUGAUCGAGCACCGUACGCGACUGACGUGGUCGAUUUGGUUGAUCCGCUCACGACUGCUGCGAAAGCUCCAUUCUUGUCUAUCUACGACUCACUUCUUCACCUAGAUGAAGGGAAUCAACGGGUUCAACUUGAGCUGGAGCAGCUAGACUUCGAACAUCCUGUGCUCGCAGUGCGACUCAACGAAAUGCGUCGCCGACUCGAGGAAAUGGCCGAGAAACUUAUUCGAGUGAAGGACCAGGUACUUGCCAUGCUAUCGUACAUGGGCGAGGCGCUACCUCGUACGGAAGCUGAAUUUCGCCCAGAAGUCUACCUUUUAAAGCUCUGUGAUUUUCUCUCCUCACUCCGCCUUCACAACGAGUUGGACGUCGAGGUGGAGAACUAG